This is a messenger RNA of Melanotaenia boesemani (Boeseman's rainbowfish), 4342 nucleotides long. It is a transcript of the gene ube3c, whose product is annotated as ubiquitin protein ligase E3C. Bases 159 to 3404 code for a protein of 1081 amino acids. The transcript has 24 exons. The record is from RefSeq and is a predicted model, not a curated record. Lineage: Eukaryota; Metazoa; Chordata; Actinopteri; Atheriniformes; Melanotaeniidae. Gene Ontology annotation, molecular function: ubiquitin protein ligase activity. Gene Ontology annotation, biological process: protein polyubiquitination; ubiquitin-dependent protein catabolic process.
UGUGUAGGGUUGAUUAUGAGAAAGAAGGUAAAGAAGACUUGACGUUUGGAUUUACCUAAAUAGCCUUCUUAGUGUCAUUGUUUUUGUUUCACUUCUGAUUUCAAAAGUCAAAGAUAUCUGUGAUAACGUAGGAAUCAGUUAAUGGGAAAAAUCUAACAAUGUUCAGCUUUGAGGGAGAUUUCAAAACAAGACCCAAAGUGUCACUGAGAGGAGCAAGUAAAAAAGAAGAGAAAGCAUCCCUGCUGCAUCGUACUCAAGAGGAAAGACGAAAAAGAGAGGAUGAAAGAAAACGACUGAAGAAUGCCAUCAUCAUUCAGUCUUACAUACGGGGCUACCAGGACUUGAAAAGACAGUAUGCCAUUCAGAGGGCUAAGUUUGACGAGUGUGUCAGCCAGACACAGGCAGGGGGAGCUCAGUAUGUCCUGGAUGGUGCUGGUCUCUCCCUCGUAUCAAGACAACUUAUAUUUUUCUACAGACAGAGUGUGGACGCACAUAGAUUGAUAUGGUUAUGCCAGAACUUGGUGAAACACAACAGCCAGUUUGUGAAGCUGUUGGUUGGCCCACAAAAGCAAACAUGUAUGUUUCAGAUCAAAAGGAUUUUGGGCUUCUGCUGCAGGCUUCUUCAAAACUGCACUGAUGAUAGUUUAAAUGUUGCUGUUCCCAUGCGCAUGCUAGAAAUCUUUUCUUCAGAAAGAACUUUUCUUUCUGUUAUUCCAGAAGCUAACUAUGUAGCUUCUUUACUUGAGCAGAUUUUGCACUACAUGGUACAGAAAGGAUACUAUAGGUCGCUGUGUAUUCUUGUGAAUAACAGGCUCCCCUCCAGCCUGGAGUACAGCGAUUCUCCUUCUAUCCCCCUGGCAAGCACACUGUUGGAGCACAUCCUCAAACCUCUGCACUUUACCUACUCCUCUUGCACAAAAGACGCAAGGCAGUCUGUAUUUGCGGCUUUCACGAAGGAGUUCAUCUCUGCUCCGUUUACCGAGCAGAUCUUUCACUUCUUUAUCCCGGCACUCUCAGACUGCCGUCUCUCAUUUCCAUUCGAGGCCUUCCUGAGCUCUCUUCAGUCCACUGUUGACUCUUCCUCAGCAGCACAGAGCCAGGCACCGUGGCUGUUGUACUUUGUCCUUUCUGCAGGGGAGAACUGCUUAGGCUCUUUGUCAGAGGAGGGUCUCUUGUUGUACCUCUGGGCUUUGCAGUCCCUGCUGCCACUGCUGCCGGUGUCAGAAAGCAGCAGCAGGCCAGAAGUGAGCAGUGACUCAGAAGAUGAAGAUGAUGCUGACAUCCAUGCACUACCCAUGCAGGAUGACAGCCGGAUUUCUGUGCAGCUGAUAACAGAGGAAUGCGUCCACAAGCUGGACACCAAACAGCAGACAAACACCCUGUUGAACCUUGUGUGGAGGGAUUCAGCCAGUGAGGAGGUUUUUACCAUGAUGGCAUCUAUCUGUCACACACUCAUGGUGCAGCACCGACUCAUGGUGCCAAAAGUCAGGCUUCUGUACAGUUUAGCCUUCAAUGCACGCUUCUUGAGGCAUCUUUGGCACCUGAUAACAUCCAUGACAACAAAAAUGAUCACAGGUUCCAUGGUGCCGCUGCUACAGCUGAUCUCACGAGGGUCUCCGUUGUCAUUUGAGGACUCGAACCGCAUCAUUCCCCUCUUCUAUCUUUUCAGCUCUCUGUUCAGCCACUCGCUUAUCUCUGUGCAUGAUAGUGAAUUUUUUGGCCACGAAAUGGAAGGUCAGGUGCAGUCGUCCAUGAUGCCCUUCACACUGUCAGAGCUGGUGACUUUGUCUCGCUGUUUGAGGGAUGCAUGCCUGGGAAUCAUCAAGCUUGCCUACCCUGAGACCAAAACGGAGCACAGAGAAGAGUACAUGGCUGCCUUCCGUAGUGUUGGCGUGAAGACUAACACUGAGGUCCAGCAGCGCAUCCAAGCUGAGCAGAAGCGCUGGGUGCAGCUCUUCAAGGUCAUCACUAACUUGGUGAAGAUGGUGAAAGCUCGUGACAUCAGGCGACCCUUCUGUCCAGCAGGUCACUGGCUUUCUGAGGAGGUCAACAUCCGAGCUGACAAGGUCACUCAGUUAUACGUUCCCUCAGCCAGACAUGUGUGGAGAACUCGAAGGAUGGGUCGCAUUGGGCCUCUUCAGUCAACACUUGAUGUUGGUUCAGAACCACCACAGCUGUCUGUGUCUGAAGAGAGACAUCUGGCCAUCCUUACAGAGCUCCCUUUUGUUGUUCCCUUUGAGGAGCGAGUCAAGAUCUUCCAGAGGUUAAUCUAUGCUGACAAACGGGAGGUGCAGGGGGAUGGACCAUUCCCUGAUGGCAUCAAUGUCACCAUCAGACGCAACUACAUCUACGAAGACGCCUACGAUAAACUCUCUCCAGAAAACGAACCUGACCUAAAGAAAAGGAUUCGAGUCCAUCUGCUGAACGCCCACGGUCUGGAUGAGGCGGGCAUUGAUGGUGGUGGCAUCUUUCGUGAGUUCCUCAAUGAGCUCCUCAGGUCAGGCUUUAACCCCAACCAGGGCUUCUUUAAGACAACCAACGAAGGCUUGCUGUAUCCCAGCCCUGCGGCAGAGAUGCUGGUGGGAGACUCUUUCACAAGACACUACUACUUCCUUGGCAGGAUCCUUGGAAAGGCGCUGUAUGAAAACAUGCUGGUAGAGUUGCCCUUUGCCAGUUUCUUCCUGUCCAAACUUCUGGGAACCAGUGCAGAUGUGGACAUCCACCAUCUGGCCUCUUUGGACCCAGAAGUGUAUCGCAACCUUCUCUUUCUCAAGAGCUACGAGGAUGAUGUGGAAGAGCUGGGACUCAACUUUACUGCGGUGAACAACGACUUGGGAGAAGCUCAGGUGGUUGAGCUGAAGCCAGGAGGCAAAGAUAUUCCUGUGACCACAGCAAACCGGAUAGCUUACAUCCAUUUGGUGGCUGACUACAGGCUGAACAAGCAGAUCAGGCCUCACUGCCUGGCCUUCAGACAAGGUCUGGCCAACGUGGUCAACCUUGAGUGGCUGCGUAUGUUCGACCAGCAGGAGAUCCAGGUGCUGAUAUCUGGGGCUCAUGUUCCAGUAUGUCUUGAUGACCUAAAAAACUUCACAAACUAUUCAGGUGGGUAUUCAGCCACUCAUCCUGUCAUCCAGACCUUCUGGCAGGUGGUUGAAGGAUUCACAGAAGAAGAAAAGCGCAAGCUGUUGAAGUUUGUAACCAGCUGCUCCCGUCCGCCGCUACUUGGCUUCAAGGAGCUUUACCCGGCCUUCUGUAUUCACAAUGGCGGCUCUGAUCUGGACCGCUUGCCAACCGCGAGUACCUGCAUGAACCUGCUCAAGCUCCCCGAGUUCUGCGACCAGCAUCUGAUGAGGAACAAGCUGCUGUACGCCAUCGAGUCCUCUGCUGGGUUCGAGUUGAGCUGAGCAGACAAAGGCCUCUCUGUCUCUGCAUCUAUGGACUCAUUGCCACAGAGGUGGCUUUGGAGUGAAAGACUCAAAAACAGAUGAGGGAAAGGAAAUGAUGCAUUGACUGAUUAAUCGUGUUUCAAUGUGUGCGUGUGCCAAGCAGUGGGUGAGGCAGUAAUUACCCAGAGACUGAGCAAAAGGGUACAGGCUUGAAAUGGUGGGCUAGGAAGCCUUUUUAACUUAGUUGAUUUUAAGUAAUUUAAAUGUUUAAUCGCUUGUGAGAACCCUUCUGAAGAUCAGUGAUGCUGCUGGAUUUUACAGGAAGCAUUUGGCUCUGAACAAAAAAAAAAACAAGAGAACCGUAGCAGCUCCUCUCUGAGUAACACAACAUGAAUGGACACUUGUUUUUCACCAAAGAUUAAGUGGCAUUGUUUGAAAAAGGCAAUAUAGCAGCAAAGAAGGUGGACUUUCGGACUCUAAAGCCACCUUGUGGUGUGCCAAGGGCUGCUGAGGCGGAGGAGCUUUUGUGUACUGCUAUCAUGCAUUUUCAUGUAGAAGUCAUUGAAACUCCAGUUUUUGUGAUUUCCCAAAUAUUAUCUUUACUAGUAAUAACUCUCAUGUCUAAUAACCAUACCGUAAGUCUGCACACAGCAUCUGGAGAGUAGAGAAGGAUUUUGCUGGACUUCAGAUGCAGAAAGGAUUAUAUGAUGAUGGUUUUUGUGAAUAUGUAUAUGUUUACAACCCUUCUAUAAGUCAUGUAUUUGGUAUUUGUACAGAUUUGUUUCUCUGUCCUUUAGAGGUUUUAUGUUUCCACAUGUGCCCUCUAAGGUGAACAAUCUCUAACCUGAUCAGCACAUGAAAAUCUGUCAUACUGAAAUGGCCUGCAAAUGAUCAGUGUAUCAACAGGGUGAGGAAAACAGUGUAUGGAGAUGAAUAAAAUUGCUUUCCCUUUUGCA